Messenger RNA from Heterotrigona itama, 1169 nucleotides. NCBI's taxonomy places the organism in Eukaryota, Metazoa, Arthropoda, Insecta, Hymenoptera, Apidae. The record is from the annotation of a GenBank genome assembly.
AUGAUUCUGUCGCGCAUGCUGUCGAUUUCGUCGCUGCCGACAUGCCUGAAAUGUACGAUAUGCCAGAUAUCGAGGAGAAGCUUGGCCAGCAAGCACUUUCGUCGUGAUUUACCGCCAACCAUACUGAAGGAGAUUUUCGCCGGCGGCAAGACGAAGAGCCCCGCGUCAGCUGAUUUUGGCAAAGACGCCACCGCUGGAAGCGAUUUACAGAGAGCGGUCAGUUUCGUGCCACCAUGUUUGAGGGAAGAGCUGUUGUGCAAGUUUGCGGAACCGGUGCGAGAUUGCUGUCACAAGGUGACGGUCGUAGGGUCAGGAAUGGUCGGUGUAGCCUGCGUAAACUCCCUUCUCUUACAGGUACAUCAGGCGCCGUGUUUCUAUCAUUCGAUCUUUGAACGACCAACUUAUCCACCAUUCGAGACUAUUUUGAGCACGAGUGAAAGUUCGAUUGGACGUCGCGCGUGGAUUAAAUCCGCGACGAUUACGAUCCAGGACCGUGUUAAAAAGUUCUGGGAAAUGUGCAUUCUCGAUGAUGGAAACCCGAAACGUCAAACGUCAAGCUCGAACGUGGUCGUCAUAGCUGCGGGCGUGAGGCAAGUGAAGGGUGAGACGCGGUUAGAUUUGGUUCAACGAAAUUCGGAGAUUCUGAAGAACAUAGUACCAACAUUGGUUAGUUACAGUCCGAACGCCGUGUUCGUGAUCGUCAGUAACCCAGUUGACAUUUUAACGUGGGUAACGUGGAAAGCGAGCGGAUUGCCGGCCGGUCGAGUGAUCGGAAGUGGAACUCAUCUCGACUCAGCAAGGUUUCGUUACUUAAUCGCCGACCGUGUAGGAAUAGCGCCGAGCUCGGUUCACGCGUACAUCAUCGGCGAACACGGGGAGAGCCAGGUUCCACUCUGGUCUGGAGUGAAUGUCGCGGGUGUGCAGUUUCGCGACAUCUUGCCGAAUAUCGGCCUCGAGACCGACGAGGAGAGAUGGUACGAAGUUUCCAACGAAGUGGUCAGACUGGACAUCACGAAGUUUGUCACGAGAUGUUCCUGUCGCUGCCCUGUACCCUAGGUGAGAACGGCGUCACAAAUAUCGUGCGAAUGCGUAUCACCGACUUUGAGAAGAAGCUGUUUCAAGCGUCGGCGAAUAUCGUGUACGACGUGCAAAAGGAUAUCAAAACGUGA